This is a messenger RNA of Plenodomus lingam JN3, 3054 nucleotides long. RefSeq lists its product as uncharacterized. The record is from RefSeq and is a predicted model, not a curated record. Lineage: Eukaryota; Fungi; Ascomycota; Dothideomycetes; Pleosporales; Leptosphaeriaceae. Gene Ontology annotation, molecular function: ATP binding; protein serine/threonine kinase activity; tau-protein kinase activity. Gene Ontology annotation, biological process: microtubule cytoskeleton organization; intracellular signal transduction; protein phosphorylation. Gene Ontology annotation, cellular component: cytoplasm.
AUGGCGACGGCUGCCCCAACAUCGCCCGCCGUCGUGCGCUCCUCAUCCACUUCGCGGAGGUCAGUCGACCGCCCACACCGGUCGCAGAGCACCACCACCCGCCCCAGCCCCCAUGCGCAGAGCCGCCAUCCACAAACCGGCCUGAACAACGUCGCCCGCCGAGACUACGAGCAGAGCAACGUCGCCCAGGACCAGCACGCCCGCCGCAGCGAAGACCCCUCCCGCAACGACGCAGGCAGAAGAGGGCACACGCGGUAUGCGUCUGACGCAUCCACCACCUCCGCAAUGCCCUCCAACGGAGUAGCUGCCGAUGGCAGGGGACAAUUGCCCGCCAACACCAAGCGGAGGACUACCAUCACCGCACCGAGCACGGGAACAUGGGCACUCGGCAAGACGAUUGGCGCAGGCAGCAUGGGGAAGGUGAAGCUGGCCAAACACCAGGAGACGGGAGAGCAGGUUGCUGUCAAGAUCGUGCCCCGUCUAUCCCAGGAUCAGCAUCAGAGCGCUGCUGACCGCGAGCGAGCCGACCAUUCCAAAGAGGUUCGCACGGCCAGAGAGGCUGCCAUUGUCAGUCUUCUGGACCAUCCAUAUAUCUGUGGCAUGCGAGAUGUAGUUCGCACCAACUACCAUUGGUACAUGCUUUUCGAGUUUGUCAAUGGAGGGCAGAUGCUUGACUACAUCAUUUCGCAUGGCCGCCUCAAGGAAAAGCAGGCUCGCAAAUUCGCACGCCAGAUUGCGAGCGCUCUCGACUACUGCCACCGCAACAGCAUCGUGCAUCGGGAUCUGAAGAUCGAGAACAUCUUGAUCAGCAAGACUGGCGACAUAAAAAUCAUUGAUUUUGGCUUGAGCAAUUUGUUUUCACCCCGAAACCAAUUAAAGACGUUCUGUGGAAGUCUGUACUUUGCCGCCCCUGAGCUCCUACAGGCCAAACAAUACACGGGCCCGGAGGUAGACGUCUGGAGUUUUGGCAUCGUUCUCUACGUGUUGGUGUGCGGUAAGGUACCAUUCGAUGAUCAGAGCAUGCCACAGCUUCAUGCCAAGAUAAAAAAGGGACAUGUGGAAUACCCUCCCUGGUUGUCUGCGGAAUGCCGAAAUCUGAUACAUAGAAUGCUUCAGACGGAUCCCACUCAACGGUUGACGCUUACUGAGAUCAUGAGCCACCCUUGGCUGACCAAGGGCUUCAACAGUCCUCCCGAAAACUAUCUGCCACAUCGUGAACCCCUCCAACUGCCGCUGGAAAAGGAGAUUAUCGACAGAAUGACCGGCUUCGACUUUGGAACGGCCGAGUACAUCACCAGCCAAUUGACCAAUGUGAUUCAGUCUGAUGAGUAUCAACGCGCUGUCCGCAUGGCAGCUCGCAGGACAAAUGCUCAAACACCUGAAGCUGAAAAGAAGAGAGGCAUGUUCGAUUUCUACAAACGACGCAACUCAAUCUCUAGUCGGGAGCAACUGACCGCCUCUUCUUCGGAAGAUAUCCAGCGGGGAUUAGACCCUGUAAACGCAUACAGUCCUCUUCUAUCAGUCUACUUUCUUGUCAAAGAAAAGAGAGACCGCGAGAGACAGGAGGCGAAUCCUGGUGCAGUCGCUAUGCCACAAAGCCCAGGUGAGAAACCUCUGAAGAUGCCUGACCUUCCAGCACCGCCAGCCGCCUACACCAACAGUGCUGCGUACGAAAUGGCAGGCGAGAAACCUACUGGCGGCCGAUCACGACCGAGAGCCAGGACGCAUGGUGAAGAUGAAGUCACAGAAGGAUUGAAACGAGUCGACUUGAACAACCCUCCGGGCGGUGUGUCACCAGCAAUUCUACCUCCUCCUAUCGAACAGGCGAAGAAAGAAGGUGGAGCCGUAGGUCUACUAAGACGAUUCAGUACUAGAAAGUAUCGCAGCCAUGACAGAGACCGACCAGAGGCACCGCCGCCACCCACACCGGCUGUUGCCAUUUCAGGUCCAUCUGAAGUCGCCAAUACGCCAAGCAAUGUUCCAAGGAAGAGUUUCAGCAUUCGAAAACCACGAGAACGAGAUAACGGCUCAACAUCGCAUCUCCAAUCAGGUAGCGCGACCAACCAGCCAGAUCUCCUCUCUCCGCCAAGUACUGGCAACGUAGCCACUCGGAAGUUCAAAGCCCUUGGUCGGUCGACCAGUGUCAAUUCAGCUGACCUCCGAAGGCGUUUAAGUCGUCGAGGACGUUCGUCCGAAGAUCCAGGUAACCCUCCACCCACCAGUGGCUCAGAUAGAUCAGAUCUCAGCGGACAUAGAGCUCGCCCGAUUGACGACACGGCCUCCGAAGACUUCUCAGCUAGUCAACGGCCUGCGCAGACGUCUCGUGCCAAAUCACUAGGCCAUGCAAGAAGGGAAAGCAUACAGGCUCGCAGGGCACGGAGAGAACAAGCCAAAGAGGCAGGCGUGCCAGAAGAGACGGACGCGGAACUAGCGGAAGCCCAGGUAGAAGCCAGCCGAAGUCCGGACGCUGUAAAGCCCGUCUUUCUCAAGGGUUUGUUCAGUGUCUCUACGACGAGCACCAGACCACUGUCAUAUAUCCAAGACGACCUUAUUCGAGUGCUCGAUCAACUCGGUGUCGAAUGGAGCGAGAUCAAAGGAGGUUUCAGAUGUCGACACUCGCCAAGUAUUGACAUGAAGAACAUGCUAGACUCGCCUGCGUCUCCACCUGGUGGAAAUCAUAGACGACGGAUCAGCUUUGGUGGCCUCAUGGGUGGUGAUAAAGACCGAGAUGCAUUCAGGGAUGAGAAUCGAGUUCCUCACACACCAAAGUCACGAUCCCGACCUUCAGGCGCCGAUCGCAGCUAUACUAAUACCGACGAGUCGGACGCAAGCGAGGAGAGAGAGGAACGAGCACCGCGUCGACCUGUCCCAGCAGGAGAAACCUCCACACACGUGCAACACGACAUGGGCGCGAGCAUGAGCCUCAUAUUCGAGAUACUAAUUGUCAAGGUUCCUCUGUUGACAUUGCAUGGUAUCCAAUUUAAGAAGGUGGAUGGUGGAACGUGGCAGUACAAAAACAUGGCUCAGACGAUCCUGUCAGAACUCAACCUCUGA